This is a messenger RNA of Branchiostoma floridae (Florida lancelet), 2508 nucleotides long. RefSeq names its product homeobox protein DLL homolog. NCBI's taxonomy places the organism in Eukaryota, Metazoa, Chordata, Leptocardii, Amphioxiformes, Branchiostomatidae. Gene Ontology annotation, biological process: embryo development; cell differentiation; regulation of transcription by RNA polymerase II. The record is from RefSeq and is a predicted model, not a curated record. The coding region runs from base 94 to 1080 and encodes 328 amino acids. The transcript is spliced from 3 exons. Gene Ontology annotation, molecular function: RNA polymerase II cis-regulatory region sequence-specific DNA binding; DNA-binding transcription factor activity, RNA polymerase II-specific.
AACCUUGUAUCGCAAGGCAGCCAAACUUACAAUUGCUAAGUUGCGCGUGUCAUCCAGUGCGCUUCCUCGGUGUCCCCACGCCUCCUCGUACCGAUGACCGCUGUAGCGACAGUCGCAGCCUUGAACGGACUCGAAUCGGAGCUGACAACGAUGUCUAAGUCUGCCUUCAUGGAGAUCCCGCCAGUGCAACAGACACCUGUGUCAAUGUCCAUGAACCACUCCAGCUACCCCGUCCGAUGUCUGCACCCGACCUCGCACACCCAGCACGAAAGCGCCUUCAGCACAGCGGCGCCUCACUCCCGCCCCCUCGGGUACCCCUUCUCCAUGAACCCGAUGGCUAACCAUCCAGGCCACCCUUACGGGAACCCUUACUCCACGGCUGCGGUCACGCCUGUCUCCGAGAGUAGGUUAGGGGGGUUCUCCGACGACGACAACGAGCGGCUAUAUCACUUUUCCCGGACAGACAAGUCGCCCGACCCGACAGACCAACGCAUCAAUGGCAAGGGGAAGAAAAUGCGUAAACCUCGCACCAUCUACACAAGCUUCCAGCUUCAGCAGCUCAACCGAAGGUUCCAGAGAACCCAGUACCUCGCCCUGCCGGAGAGAGCCGAGCUCGCCGCCCAGUUGGGUCUCACUCAAACCCAGGUGAAGAUCUGGUUCCAGAACCGUCGUUCUAAGUACAAGAAGCUGAUGAAGCAGGGGGGUGCCCCACCACCCGGCGUCGGUACACCCAACUCCUCCGCCCCGAACCCCGUUCAACAACAGUCCGGUCAGCCCGGCCACGCCAGCCCGCCCGGUGCACCUACAGACCUCAGCGACCAACAAAUGUCUCACGGCGGCCAGCCCAACCUGCCGCCUCGGGCGCCGAGCCAGGGGCAGCCGCAGAACGCGAUGAUGACGCCGCCUGGGCAGCAGCAACCUGCCAUGACCAGCGCCGCUCCAAUGCCGACCUCCUCCCCACCCGUAUGGGACGUCAACAGUACCAAAGCCAUGGCAAACUACAUGAACUCUCACCACUACUCCCCCUCUCCAUGGCACUACCAGGAACCGCUGCAGCAAUCCCAACAACUCCUAACAUAGAGAGGCAACAACAGUAUGUAUUGCCGCCUGUCAACUUCUUACAGAGACUUUGACCAAACUUUGAGAAACUGGAAAUAAUCGUAGGGAGAACAUAUUGCUACAGAAUGUAUGUGUGUAAAUGUUUUAUACCGUGACGUCGAUUCAAGGAACACAUUGCGUUGUUGUGUAAAGAUUGUAAGAUUCGGGCGUCGCGAAUUUGGUGUUACCUUUAUUUAUUGAACAACAACACAAGACGUUAGAUCAGGUAUAGAGAUAUGAAUUUCCCAUAUCGCUUAAUAUUCGACUGUUGAUUUUCAUCAUCAUAUCUUUCCAUACCGCUGCGGGGUAUGUUGUAAAAUAUUGACAUAUUGAAUGUAUCUUGUUGUAACUUUUCUAUAUUAUGUUUGUGUUGAAAAUAACGUCCUCAUUUAGGAAUUCUAGAAUUACGUUUUUUUUCUAUCGUUGUGGAAAAUGGUCCAUUUCCGCUUGUUGAUUCCAAGUGAUGAAAUGGACAGUAAAAUGCUUCACAUUUCCUAUAUAUCCACCGACAAUCGAAGUAUAUAAGUUACAAGCGUGUGAAAGGGCCUAUGGCUUUUCCCAAGUUCUGUACAUUAAGCAACAUGUAAAUAUAGAGUUUUUCCUUCCGAAGUCACAAGGCGUAUUAAGUAUGGUGUAGUUUGGUCAACGGUGGUACACGUAUUUUUGUAAAGUAAGUUAUUUGAACACUGCGUUUUUUCUUGUGCGAAAUUUGAUCAUUUUGAGCAAGUACACACAAUAUGCUUGGUCGCUUGUUUUGGUCAACAGUUGCGAAGCCUAAGUCCCACUCAAACUUUCCAUCUGAAAAUGUGAUCUACUCAACUAUUUAUACAUCUUACAAGUAAAAACGUGCAAUAGAAGAGGCAGUUAUCAAACGCCUUGUAGAAAUCAGCGACACAAAACAAUUUUUCAGACAAAAUCAUACAAAAGAAAACGCCAGAAAAAGAACAUUCGGAAAUGGCAUACGUUUCAACCGUGGUGUCUUUCUUUUGUAAGUCCAAAUUUUCAAGAUCCAUCUGCUCGGAGCUUGGCUCGCACUGACCACGCUUGCAUGACUAGUUUUGACGUGGGGACUAGAAUAUGCGAAGAUUUUGUUUAUUUUGCUCUUGUACGUGUACAAAAUACGACUUGUAGCCAGUCCUAUAUUUUCAUGCCUGUCUCUCCUAGGUAAUUUGUGUACAACCAAUUUUCUCUAAUUGUACGGUAGGCUCGUGCUUCGCCAGCCAAAAGUCCGGUAAUCUUUUGUCCGGUAUUUCCAUCACAAAUGAUAAGAAUCAGCUACUCUUGCUGUACAACCAUUCACGUAUAUGUUGACCAUUAUUGUACAGAGUCUCUAGUGGGAAGAACAAGUAUUCGUCUGGUUCGGUCCCCGAAAAAGAUAGCAUAAUAAAAGAAACAAAAUCAUGAAACAUA